CGCGGAGCGGACACCGCCCCAUCGGCAAACGAGCGAGGCGUGAAAUCUCCGACCGGUGUGCCGCGGUGCGAGCAAGCGAUGCAGGCCGACGCGCUGCCGGGCCUGGCUGUCACGCUCCUGCUGCUGCUGCUGCCAGUCCUGCUCCGCCUCUUCCGAUGGCUGAUCGCGUACCUGGACGGCUUGCGCCGCGGCGGCUCGUUGGACGACGACGACCUGCUGCCUGCGUUCGACUACCAGGUGGCGGGUCACAUGGGCCUCUCCAACGAGGGCGGCUCGCUCCUCGUCCCCGAGCCGGGCAGGAUCGCCAAGCCGGUCGGUCUCGGCUACUUUGCGGGCGAGGACCGCUUCUACCAGACGCUGCGCGACACUCCCGAGCUCGCGGCCUUCUGCCCCGCGUUCUACGGGCACCGCUCGAUCCGCGGGCGCCGCUUCGUCGUGCUGGAGGACCUGACGCACGGCAUGCGCGAGCCGUGCAUCGUCGACAUCAAGCUCGGCACCACCACCGUCGCGCCAGAGGCGGCCUGGUCGAAGCGCAUCACGCACCUCGCCAAGGACCGGGAGACCACCACGCGCUCGCUGGGCGUGCGGCUAAUCGGCGCGAUGCACACAGGCGCGGGGGCGGACGGAGGGCCGCGGCUCAAGCUCGGCAAGCCGUGGGGCAAGGCGAUCCGCCCGGGAGGGCUCACUGCGGCGCUGCGGUCGGUCUUCUCCAACGAGGGGCGGCUGUGCCGCCGCGCACUGCGACACUACGUGCUCUGUCUCGACAAGCUGCUGAGGGUGCUGCAGUCCGCUCCUCGCUGGCAGCUCGUCUCCUCCUCCCUCCUCUUCGUCUUCGAGCCGGAGUUCGAGGCCUCCUCCUCCCCCGCCUCCCCUGCACGGCCGAGGGCUCUCGCCGGCGCCCCGCCGCCGCCGCUCGCCCGCAAAGGCACAAGCGCCGGCGGCCGAUCCCCCCCCCGCGGAUCUCCUCCCCGCGGCUCCUCUCGCCCGAUCGCCGCCGCCGCCGCAACGCGCUUCGGCGCGAGCAGCGCAUGGCGGAGGCAGCGGCGGAGUGCCGCCGCUGCUGGUUUGCCUCGCCAACGUCGAGAAGCCGGGCAUGACACGCGCCAAGGCGUGCCACGCUGGCUUCCUCGCCGCCAUCGAGCGGUUCGCGGCGGAGGUGCGCGCCGUGGCGCGCGUGCCGCCGUGAGCCGAGGCCGUGUGUAGAUUUGGCGAUCUCGCCGCGGCACGGUUGGAGGGUGGAGCUCGGCGAGACGCGGAGGGAUAAAAUAGAGAACUUCGAGCAUCCCCUCUCUGUGUGCAUCCCGCUGACAAUUACUCUACCUGUGGCUCCGCGGGGCUGCUCUAGCAACCUCUGUGUCACCCGGAAUCCAUACUGUCACUCCAAAUCCAUAAAGUAUCUCGUUGGCGC
This is a messenger RNA of Emiliania huxleyi CCMP1516, 1408 nucleotides long. RefSeq lists its product as hypothetical. Bases 79 to 1203 code for a protein of 374 amino acids. Gene Ontology annotation, biological process: inositol phosphate biosynthetic process. The transcript has 9 exons. NCBI's taxonomy places the organism in Eukaryota, Haptophyta, Isochrysidales, Noelaerhabdaceae. Gene Ontology annotation, molecular function: inositol-1,4,5-trisphosphate 3-kinase activity; inositol tetrakisphosphate kinase activity. Gene Ontology annotation, cellular component: nucleus; cytoplasm. The record is from RefSeq and is a predicted model, not a curated record.